UAAAUCCAAACAAAAGAAUAAAAAGAAAAGAAAAGAAAAUCUGUCUCUCUCUCUCUCUCUCUCCCUUUGGCUCCUCUUUCUCUCUCUUCCAUUUCCAUGGCGAAACUAACGGAAAACGCAGUGUCACCGGAACGUGCAUCAAACAACACUGCAAAUUCACUGUAAUUGGAGCAAAAUUAUCGUUUAUCAAUUGCUUGAAUUCGAACAAUGCCUAUCUCAAGGUACCACAUUCGUAGCGCGCACAGUUUGGCGGAUCCGGAGCUGCACCGUGCCGCCGAUAAGGAUGACUCCGAAGCUCUCCUUGAAGCCGUAGCCAUGAGCGGACUCGUCGGCUUCUUGCGCCAGCUCGGUGACCUCGCUCAAUUUGCUUCUGAGAUGUUCCACGACUUGCAUGAAGAAGUAAUGGCUACGGCUGAAAGAGGCCACAGUCUUAUGUCUCGUGUUCAACAGAUUGAGGCUGAAAUUCCUCCACUUGAGAAAGCAUUUUUGUCACGAACUCAUCAUUCUUCAUUCUUCACAAAUGGAGGGAUUGACUGGUGUCCUAAUCUUCGAUCUGAACAGAAUCUUGUUUCACGCGGAGAUUUACCUAGAUUUAUAAUGGAUUCAUAUGAAGAAUGCCGUGGUCCACCUAGACUUUUCCUUCUAGACAAGUUUGAUGUGGCUGUUGCUGGGGCAUGUCUGAAGCGUUACUCUGAUCCAUCAUUCUUUAAAGCAGAACCUGCUCCAUCUGUAAGUGCAACAGGAACAGUAGAAGCUCACAGGGAAAGGAAAAUUCGUAAAGUCAAGCAAAAGAAAGGGGAAUGGCGGAGGGUUGGUGAGACCCCUGGAGCUGUACUAUCACAUUCAAAACUACAUCAGUUGUUUCUUGAGGAGCGUAUUGAGAAUGCCUGUAGUGAUCCUGCUCGUCUUGUGAAACUGAAAAAAAGACAAUUUGAUGGAUCUGCAGUUGAAGCAACAUUUGGGAGAAGUUACAUGGAGGAAAUGCUGGAAAUGACCUCACCUGAUCAGCAAAUGGUUGAUGAAACUUCACUCAAUCCACUGCCUGUGAAAUUGAUGUCAAGCGACACUAGUGAAACUGGGAUUAAAAUACUCGAAAUCAAUGGCAUUUCACCUAUGAGAAGGUCUAUUGAAAAUGGAAUAACACAUUCUUCAUCAAAUGAGCAAGAAUUAGAACUUAAUUCAUGUUCAGAAAUAGGCAGGAAGACAAAUGGAUAUCUUGUGAAGGAGCCCGAACAAAUCUCUUCUGAUGGGACAGGUGAAGUGUCUUCUAAGCAUCUCAAGGUACCUGAUGAAACAGAACUAGUGGAUGAUGAUGCACAAAACAAAUCUCUUCUGGUGGAGACAAAUGGAUAUCUUGUGAAGGAGCCCGAACAAAUCUCUUCUAGUGGGAUAAGUGAAGUGUCUUCAGAGCAUCUCAAGGUACCUGAUGAAACAGAACUAGUGGAUGAUGAUGGACAAAAUAAAAGAAAAGGCAGCCUAGACUGCUACCAUUCUGAUGACGCGGCUAGUGAGGUUGAUGAUUAUAUGGAUGCAUUAGCUACCAUAGACUCCGAGUUGGAAAUAGACAAUGAGUGUGGACCUAAGAAAAGCCUUUUGAAUGUCCAAAAGGUAAUUGAUUCAAAUGAUGAAGAAGAAGAACAUCAGCUGCAAGCUCCGUUUUCAGAUUCUCAAUCAUUUGGAGACUCAUCAUUAUCAGAGGAAAUGAGUUCAUUUGAACAAGAUAGAAGUGAAGAGAAUAUUGAAGUGCAAGCUCAGCUACCAGACUCUCGGUCAGCAGGAACCCCCUGUGCAUCUGAUGAUGAUAAUAGUUCAUUCAGAAGAGAUAGAACUGAAGAACAUACCCAACUGCAUGCUCAGUUAUCAGAUUUUCAAUCAAUUGGAAAUUCCUUACCAGAGACUGAAAAUAUGCUUUCCAACCAGCUUCCACAAACUGUUGAAUUGCAAAAAAAAAUUGAUGAGUUUGUCACACAUGAUGAUGCUCAUGAUCUUGGCCGAGAAAUAUCUGAUUCUCGACCAGUCUCUUCUGGUUUAUGUCCAGUAGAUUCAGGAUGUUUAUUGUCUUCAGAUCAUGGAGCUACAACUCUAUCAGACAAAACACCACAUGUUCCCGUUGAACGGCAUUUAAGGUUAGAAGAUGAGGAAGACACCAUCUCCCCAAUAAAAGAUAAUACUCUCCCAGUUGUUUAUUUUGACAACAAUUCUUUAAACAACUUGGAUGUCUGCAAUCCUCAUGUCCAUUCCCAUACUCUGUUACAAGUUUCCAAUGAUUUAAGUUUAGUCCAUGAAGGCGAAUGUGGUGAUCAUUCUGACAUCGAAGUGACGCAUGAAGAAUCUCCUAAUGAGUACUGUUCUGAAAUAUCAGUCAAUGGAGACAAUGGUCCAUGGGGGGAGGAUCCCAUUUGUCUGCCCAUGGAAGUCGACCUUAAUCCGGGCACUAAAAUGCAACUUGACUCAGAAGAUUUGUUUCCUGUUGUGGAGACUGCCAUAGAGAAUAGCUUUGCAGAGGAGCUAUUCUCUGAUUUUACACAAGGAAAUCCACAAGAUGCACCUGAUUCGGUAGAAGUUAAAAUUCUUUAUCCUGAUCAGCUAUCGAAAUUUGAAGAGGUACCAAAGAUAAUGUUUGACCAUGAAAUAGAUGGAUCAACAUGCAAUUUGGAUCAAGUUGAAGAUGAUGAUCUUAUUAAACAUCCACCUUCUCCUAAUUAUAUACUGCAGGAUGACGAUGUCAUGGUAAAUGAUAUGUUUCCUGAAAAAGUUGUGUCCAAAGAUCUGGCUGUAUCUGCUAUUCCUUCUCUUGAUAAUGCUGAAACUGAUGCAAGUAUUGUUAAUUGUCAAGCUUCAAAUUCUAUUUUUUCCCCAUCAAUGAAUCCUUCAAAUUUGUUGGAAUCUUUCCCAGCUUCUCCAGAUUCCAAUAGGAUGGAAAUGGAAUCCAACGGGGUAGAGUUGACAAAAAUUUCCAUAGACUUGAAUGCAGAGAAGAGGGAAAAUGAACUGGAACCAUUUUCAUAUAUGACAUCUCCAGUGAGUAGCCUUACAAAUUUGGAAGAAUCUUUUUCUACUUUUGAUGAUUCUCACUGGAAAAAUUUGGAAGUCAGUGAGGAAGUUGCAAGAGAUUCUUUGACAGAGCUAACAUCAGAUUUAGUAGUGGAUCAACUGAAAAUUGCUUCUACUGAUGAACUGUUGAGCCUGAGCAGAUCAGAUUCUUCUAACUCUAGUAUAUGUAAUAAUUUUCAUUAUUCAUUACUCAAGGAGAAAGACCAAGAUGGUUCUUCUCUCAAUGACAUGAAAAUGGUGACCAAAUGUUCAGAGCUAGACUCUCAAGAUUCAGAAUCUACAAUUGUUUGCAAGAAUGAUCUACAGAACAGUAAAGAUGAUUUUUCACUACCUUCCUAUAAUCAACCGGAGCCCGAAACCCAUUUAGAGUGGACCUUAAAACCACGAGUUGUGCAGCAAGAUGUGGGUUUUCUGCUAAAAAAUGAAGAAAAAUGUACCUCUCCAAAAUUUGAACCUCAGCCGAUGCAGAUAUCAAACCAGUUGGAGCAAGAGAGAAUAAAUUGUGUUGCUUCUGAGUUUUCUGCUGAAGUCCAUCUAGAGGAAUCUUCAGAUGGUUCCGCAUCAAAGUCAUCUGAUCAGAAGAUUAACCCAACAAAACAUUUCACGGAUCCAUUGAAACCUAUACUUCCUAAUCUUUUUCGCAAGGCAACCAAAAUAAAUCUUGAGGAAACGCCACCUAUGCCCCCUCUACCACCUAUGCAGUGGAUAAUGAGCAAGGUUCAAAAUGCUUCCCUAGUUUCACAGAGAGAAGAAAUAGGUGUAAGUCAAGUAUUAUUUCAACCAGUACAGCCAGUUAUACCUGAUUAUAACUCUCAAUUUGGCUUAUCAACUUCUGAAAGAGUAACCUUGCCAUAUCAGAAUCCUUUUUUGCCUGCUGUGGCUGUGGAGAGUAAUAAAAGCCUACACUCUUCUGGGUUAUCAGCAGGUAUUUCAGAGCAUCCUGUUGCCAUUCCUUUGCAGCUACCUGUAAUGGUAAAUGAAGCAAAUGGUCAGCAUAAUUACCAAGUUCUGGAGAAAACUCAAAUUCACAACCCUUUCUUAGCAUUACCCAUGCUAUCUUAUGGUUGGAUGCCACAUGGACGUGUUGUAGCUUCAGAGGGAGAAAGUAUCCUGAAAUCAAAUCCAUGCCCGCCGACACAUCCCCCUGAAAGUGCUGUUUCUGGGGCUGAUCCCAGCGACCAACGAGAAAAAGUGCCUCAGUUCAAGAAUCAGUUCAUGGAAGAUACAAGUAUAGAAGCUAAAAAGGAUAGUCCUGGAGAAAGCAUAUUGAAUUCAAGUUCAUGCCAACCAAUACUGCCAGCUGAAUGUGCUGUUCCUGGGGCUGAUACCAGCGACCAACAAGAAAAACCGUCUCAAUUCAUGAGUCAGUUAAUGGAAGAUACUAAUAUAGAAACUAGAAAUGAUAGUCCUGAAGAAAGCGUAUUGAAUUCAAGUUCAUGCCCACCAAUACUUCCAGCUGAAUGUGCUGUUCCUAGGGCUGAUACCAUCUUUCCACAAGACAAACAGACCCAGUUUUCUGGUCAAAUAAUAGAAAAAACAUGUUCUGAAGCUAAAGAAGACACCAGAGAAUUGCACUCAGUGCCACCGGCUGAAUGUCCUGUAUCAGGAGAUGAUCCCAUUUCUUCAAAUGAACAAUAUUCUCAUUCUCCAAAUGAAUUAAUGGAAGAGACUGUUCUGGAAUUUACAACACUUGAGGAGCCAUCAAUUGAUUUGGAAAGGGAUCAAGGUGAUCAUAUAGUCUCACCUAAGUCACCACCUCCAAGUAUAGAAAUUAUGCAGCCCAAUCACAGCUUGCUGCCUUCAGAGGAGGAUGUGGCGAUGUCAUUGGAUACAUUGGCCCAAUCAUCAGAAUUUGAUUAUCAAAUACCAAAUGGAAAGUCAAAGAAGCCUCCUCCACCUCAGAACCAUUUAUUUGACGUUGUUGCCGCUCUUGACAAAAGCAGGCUGAGGAAGGUCACUGAUCGUGUUAGGCCCCCUGUAGCACCCAAGGUAGAUGAAAGAGACUCAUUGUUAGAACAGAUUAGAACGAAGUCCUUCAACUUGAGGCCUGCUGUGGUUACACGACCCAACAUUCAGGGUCCGAAAACGAACUUGAAGGUUGCUGCCAUCUUGGAGAAAGCAAAUUCUAUUCGCCAGGCUUUGGCUGGAAGUGAUGAAGAUGAUGAUGCUUGGAGUGAUUCUUGAAUUUACUACAUAAUGAAAAAUACAGAUCUCAGUGCCAGUAGAUGUUUUUCUAUUGCGGGUCUUGCCCAAAAUCAGAUGUAAAAAGUCUUUACUCAAUAUAUUGAAUAGGAAAUUUACUUUAAUAUACAAGAUUUAAUAUCCUACCGUGUGUUCAUAUACGGUACUCUGGACAACAUGUGUCCCUCCGUGAGUCCUACUAAUUCACUUUCAAUUUCGUAAUAACGGGAACAAGCAGCAUCUGUUGCACUCAUUCAAAGCAUUUUACAAAGGUGAAACUCCCUUCAGUCAGAGUCAGGCUCAGCGUGUAAGAGAUGUAUCCAUCCAGAUCUUCCAACCUAUUAGAAUUUUCUAAGUAUGUGUAUAUUUGUCCUGUGGUUGUCAUAAGUAAAUUUGUAAUUCUGUAAUAGCGGUAUACUGAUAAUUUCCUGGUAACACCAUGUAGUUCAUCUGUUUGUGUCUCAUACGUAGUAUAUAUGUAAUGUAUACAUGUGAGUAAAAUGUUUUCAGUAGUAUUUUUUCUUUC
Vicia villosa (hairy vetch) is the source of this 5761-nucleotide messenger RNA. RefSeq names its product protein SCAR2-like. Gene Ontology annotation, biological process: actin cytoskeleton organization; positive regulation of Arp2/3 complex-mediated actin nucleation. Gene Ontology annotation, cellular component: cytoskeleton. The record is from RefSeq and is a predicted model, not a curated record. Bases 208 to 5238 code for a protein of 1676 amino acids. The transcript has 9 exons. NCBI's taxonomy places the organism in Eukaryota, Viridiplantae, Streptophyta, Magnoliopsida, Fabales, Fabaceae. Gene Ontology annotation, molecular function: Arp2/3 complex binding; actin binding; protein kinase A regulatory subunit binding.